This is a messenger RNA of Vidua macroura (Pin-tailed whydah), 6341 nucleotides long. RefSeq names its product ankyrin repeat domain 29 (gene ANKRD29). NCBI's taxonomy places the organism in Eukaryota, Metazoa, Chordata, Aves, Passeriformes, Viduidae. Gene Ontology annotation, molecular function: protein binding. Bases 27 to 932 code for a protein of 301 amino acids. The record is from RefSeq and is a predicted model, not a curated record. The transcript is spliced from 10 exons.
GAGCGGGGCGGAGGCGGAGCGCUGCGAUGUGCAGGAUGUCGUUCAAGAAAGAAACACCACUUGCCAAUGCUGCAUUUUGGGCUGCAAGAAAAGGAAACCUGGCUCUCCUCCAGCUGCUGCUGAACAGUGGGCGAGUAGAUGUGGACUGCAAAGACAGCCUUGGCACAACAGCUCUGAUGGUAGCAUCUUACUAUGGCCACAUAGAUUGUGUACGGGAAUUGGUGUUGCAAGGAGCAGAUAUCAAUCUGCAGAGAGAGUCAGGUGCAACUUCUCUGUUCUUUGCUGCACAGCAAGGCCACAAUGAUGUAGUGAAGUUUCUCUUUUCAUUUGGAGCCUCGACUGAAUUUAAGAAUAAAGACGGAGGCACAGCUCUCCUGGCUGCCUGUCAGUACGGGCAUGCAAAAGUAGUGGAAACUCUGCUGAAGCACGGCGCCAACAUUCACGAUCAACUCUAUGAUGGAGCUUCUGCAAUUUUCCUGGCGGCACAAGGAGGCUAUCUGGAUGUCAUCCGAUUGCUGCUUUCCUCAGGAGCAAAGGUUAACCAGCCACGACAGGACGGGACAGCUCCCUUGUGGAUUGCCUCACAGAUGGGUCACAGCGAAGUGGUGCGAGUGAUGCUGCUCCGGGGAGCUGAGCGAGACGCCGCACGGGAUGAUGGUACCACUGCUUUACUGAAGGCUGCCAUUAAAGGCUACAACAAUGUGAUAGAAGAGUUGCUGAAAUUCUCUCCCACACUUGGCCUGCUGAAGAAUGGGACCUCUGCUCUCCAUGCAGCCGUCCUGAGUGGCAACGUGAGGACAGUGGCGCUGCUCCUGGAGGCAGGAGCAGAUCCAUGCCUGAGGAACAAGGCAAAUGAACUGCCAGCAGAACUAACAAAAAAUGAACGCAUCCUCCGACUGCUCCGUGCAAAGGAAAAGCAAAGGAAAAGCUAAUGCAGCCCUAUGGCAGAUGCAGUUUGACCGAGAUGUGCCCUGACCACAAGUAGCAUGACAGUAAUCCUAGGUUGGAACAGUUUGCAGAACUCAUCAGCCUGUCCAGUACAUGCACCCUGAACGCACCAGGCCCUUGCCACAGGGCUGCCACGGGCUGGGGCCUCUGCCUGGCAUGGCUAAACGCGGGACCGUGAGAGAGCAGGGGUGGCCCAGCAGCUGCCUCUGCACAACAGCCCUGCCUGUCCUCCAGGAUCCCACCAAUCCCAGCACCGACGUUUGCUCCCCACGCAUCCCGGCACAGGCAAACACUCCUGCUGCUUCAGACACACAUCCCCACUCUGUCAUGGCCACACACCUGUGACAACGUGGGUAGGGAGCACUCGGCCCUUGUGCCAGAAGGAUACCCAGACCUUGCAGCUGUUUGGAUUCAGUUGGCCACGGAGCAGCCCCAUGACACCCCUGCCCUCCCUUUGCUGACAGUGACCAUUCCUCUCUACUUCCAAGUGCCACGUGAGACUAGAGGUGAGAUGCUGCCGGAGCCAUCAUAACAGCAAAAGUUCUCCUGUCAGCCCAGGGCUGAGGUUACAUUUUUUGCUACUACAUGAAGCUCCAUAUAAAUGAUCAAGAGUAUUACAAGGGAUGCCAAAAGCUAGCAACCAAACAAAAAGCAAGGGGAAGUUCUCUCAAUUGCAGCAUCUUGAUCUGCCAAUCUGUCCAGCAACAGAAACACAGCGGAGCAGUUUAUUUUGUGAUGCCUACGCGGCUUAUGGGGAUCCUUCCCCAACCCUGUGUGCAUUUUUGUGGGUAGAGGAAGACUGGCUGCUGAGCAAACCAGCCAUGCCCAAAAGGGCAUUUUUCCACAGGUGCAAGUACAUCAGAAGCUCAGCUGUCAGGCACAACAAACUGCACAGAUGCUACACAAGUGGUAUUUGUAUGUUCUGCACCCAGAUGUGUGACACUAUGGUUUACUGUGCUACUAUGCAAAGCAUUCAUUCCCCAGGUCUGUGGCAGGAGCUAAGGGAGAAGUGCACAGUGUACAGGUGUUUCAACAGUUGGUGAGAGGGUUACACAUAGCCAUACUUGAACAGGCCCACUAAUUAUUGCAGAUGUGGAAAAUGAAGUCUGAACAGCAGUUUUGGCCUUUAUUGUGGUUAAGACACUUAGACAUGCUACUAGUGCCUGUGUGGAGAAGGCAGUGCAAAUUGCAGGCAGCUUGUGAGGAGCUAUGUUUUAACCACGUUGCUCUAAGACACCCCAUUAAACCCCAGUAAUUUCUGCAGUAUAAACAGUAUAUAACAUGUCCUGUUAGCCACAAAAACAUUAGCGAUUAAUUUACAGUGAGUUGAGGUAAAAAGUUAGUUCAGUACAAAAAUCCAGGCACUUCACCCACUUUCUAACCUUGGCAAAUUACUGAAUUGCUUUACAAGUUGAAGACAAGGAAGAUUGUAAGGACACAAAAUAAUUCUUGCUUAAGAAAUGUCUGCUUAUGUUUCAGCUGAACUGCUGCAUUUUUUGCUUUGGUGAGUUAAAAGGAAAUCUGUAAGUGAUCUAAAACAAAUGAAUGUAGUUUAUGUAUUGCAAAUUAGCCAUAUGAAAUAUCAAAUUAUAAAGUUAUUCUUUUUGUGAGUAAGUUAGGUAAGAAGUCAGUGUUCUGGUGAAGAGAACAGAACAAGGUAUACCUUUUCUUGCAUGCUGGAAUUCCUAUUCAAUUUCUAUUCUGCAUUAAAUAGGAAAGCUUUAAGUUUUCCAACAAUGUAAUAAGAAAAAUUUAUCUGUUUAGGUAAUUUAUGCUGCUGUAUUUUUAAAUUAAUGUUGUGCCUAACAGAAACUUGCAGAUGAACUGGUACAGAACCAAAGAAUUAUGCAAGAUGCUUAAAGGAUGACUGUAUCCAGGGUUAAGUUCUGCAAAAGACCAAAAAAUAUUGAGCAUGCAGAAAUCUCAAGAGCCUUAUUGGGAUCUUAAAUUGCACAGCAUUACAAGGGACUGCACUCUAACUUCUUUAACAAACAACACUGGAGAAGACAUGUUUAUUUGGAGCCUCUAGUGGACUGAAGAUGAGCAUACUAUUUUGGAGAACAGUAGAAGGACUCUGGGCAGCCUGGCCUCAAUACUGAACUUUCACCCUAAAUUUUCUACAGAUCAACAACUGGCAACAACCACACUCUCAAGGUGAAAAGCCCUUUCAUAUUUGUAAAGGAAGUGAAUAAUCAUUAGAAGGUCUUCAGUAGCUAUGCAAUAAAUACUCUUAAUGUCACAAAGGCUGUAAUAACCACACAGUCCUCCUAAAAAUGUAGACGCAUCCAUUUUUGGUGAGGGUCUCCUAUUUUUUCCUGAUAGCAGAGCAUAGGAGAGAGGACAAGGCAAGCCAACAGUGGUACUGCAACAGCUGAAGUAAGGAAGCUGAGGCAACAAACACGUAUCUGCUAUCUACAGGUGGCCCUUCCUUUCUGCCAGGUAUGUUUUCUUGGGAGAGUUUUCUCGGGAGAGUUUUCUCAUCCCAAAGGGAGCAGUUACUCAGCAAAGAGCUUCUUCAACUAUGCCUGUCCAUAGGAAGAUGCAUGUUUGCUCCUCAUCACCUUCUGAGAGGAUGCAGCUACCAGGGGUUUUUGUUUGUUUGUUUGUUUGUUUUUGUUGUGGUUGGUUUUUGUUUGUUUGGGUUUUUUGUUUUGUUUUUUGGGGGGGGUUGUGGUUUUUGGUUGGGUUUUUUGGGGUUGGUUUUGUUUGUUUGUUUGUUUGUUUGUUUGUUUUUGAGUGAUCUUGUGCUAUAAUGGGCUUUUCUUAUUUCUGAACAACAUUUGAAAUGUGGGGCUAGCACAGGUUAAAGGGAGAGAUUUGUUGGUCUCUUCUUGUUAGUGCUUGUUAGUGCUGGCUGAUACAGCACACAGGCUGUCUGGGGGAAGCUGUCGUGGAGAACUGGCACUGAAGUCUUUCUCUGCCUGAUUCAGGCUGAAGUUGAAUCUAGCUUCAGCAAAGACACUAUUCAACCAAAAUGAGACUUCUGGCAUGGAAACCUUCUUUUUGGGAGCAUUUUCAUCUUGGAGCCUUUGGAGAGAGGGAUGGUUUCAGUUUUGGGCUCCCUGUAACCCAAAGGUGCUUAAUCUGCCUGUAUAUGGGCUCUAAAGUUGCAAUACUGUUUAUCACCAUGCAAUUAAUGUUUUCACAAAGAAACCUUAAUAAUUAUUAGUAUUUAUCUAUGUAGCUGUUGUUAUCUUUAAAGUGCUGGUAAAUACUGCUGUGGUUUGUUUGUUGUAUUAAAAUGGAAGCCCCUUUUCCCUUAGUGGCUGAAGUGAUUCACUAAUAUUGACAAUUGUUCCUUGCAUAGUUGUGGUGCCUUUUGUGUAAGGUUUUCCAAGUGCUCUACAGACAUUAUUAUCUUUGUAAGUUCCAAAAUGCAUCACUGAGGUAAGCAAGGAAGUAAAUUAUUUCAUUCACAGACCAGUGAAACACAGCAGCUCUUCAUCAGUUCAUGUCAACAGGAAAGAGUAAAUUUAGACAUUUAGAUUCAGAAAUUAUAAUAAUAAAAAUAAUUUCAUAGAUGACAGGAUGAAGAUAGAUAUAAUAUAAAGAUGUGAAAUAGAAAUGGGACAGAAUAACACAACAUUUUUUUUUUCUAAGUUGGGUUUUAGGGUUUCUUUUCCCUUUAAAUCUCCAUCUUACACCCAAAAACAAUAAGCUCCACUAGCAUACUGAUUUCAGGUUUGCUUCUUUGCACAUUCAGAGCCAGAAGCUCAGCCUGCUAUCGCUUCUACAUUUAUGCAGGUGCUGUUAGCCUAGUGACCUUCCAUCAGCUGUGAGUACAACGGAUGUGCAACCAAGCAAAAUGCCACACCCAUGAGUUGAUGAAAAAUAUAGGGCAUUUUUCUUCUAUUUCACUAGUAUCAAGCUGUCGCUGUUGAUCUUGUUUCAGAGAGAUGAGACAUACUCUUUCAAGAAGCGAAAAAAGCUAAAAUUUUGUUUACAUCCCUUUAUAUGGAGUUUUAUAAACCCUCUCAAGUCUAUCUCCUAUUGGUUGGUAACAAGCUGUUACCCUGUAGUAAUUGAUCAGUCUUGGUGUCUACAUGCAAGAAAGGGUUGUUUGUGAGAUACUGUUUUUGUUCUUUUACUGAGACAGUUGGGAUUGUUGAAACAGUUGCAAGAAAAUAGUCCUGAUCUAUAGAAUUCUUUUUCGCUGUUGCUUCUGUUUUCAUAAAGGGCUGUUCGCUUUCCCACGGCUGUGUUGAACCAAGAUUCAGUAUGCGAGGCCUUAUACAGGACUGCUGCUUGCCACCUCAUCAAGCUGUUGUAGAUGCUGGCGAACCCAAUGGGAAGAAUGAUGAUGUCUAACUCCAGUUCAGAAGGCUGAAUGAUUUCUUUAUUAUAAUUACACUAUAAUACAUUAAUAUACUAUAUAAAAGAGGAUACUAAAAACUACAUGCUACUUUCUCUAACUACCAUAUUUAACUCCCAACUCAUGACCCUGUUCGCCAGAGUCCAGACACAGGUGGAUCUGAUUGGCCAUCAGGCCCAAACAAUCCACCAUGAUCCAACCAAGCAUUUGCUCUAAGUAAACAAUUCUCCAAACACAUUCCACAAGAGAAAAAACAAGGAGCAGAAAUAGAAAUUGUUUUAUCUUUCAUUUCUCUCUGUGCACCUCAAUAAAAAGUCCUGAGAGAGAGAGAAAUGUGCUUGCCACAUUAAGGGUGUCAGGAUCUGCUAUUGGACCAGGGGCUCACCACACUGCAGCCCUUGCUGGACCAAGAAGUGUUUCUUGGUAGGCACAGGAACUUCUCUGUCUGAUUGGAAUUUUAUGCCAAAGGGGGAACAAUUGUUCAGGUGUUCUUUUGAGAAGAGGGAAAGAUGAGCAGGUGCAUUUGAUUCAAGCACUGCUAGUGAAUUGUUGGAGUCCAGGACAUCCCUCUGGCUGCCCUGGCUGUCUCAAGACCCUGGCAGGGAGCUCGGAGACCUUGGCAUGGUGUCAAGAACACGUGUGGUUUCGAUUUUAGCCCGUGGAAAAAGCUGCCAAUUUUGUAUGAGGAAUUACAAGCCACAAGGAUUUGAGUAGUGUGAUAGUUGAAUUAGCACAGGGUGAAAAAGUGGAAUUUUGGGGCUUUCUUAGAAUGGGGUUCAGGGGUACAAGAUGGAGGGAUUUGGGCGUGUCCUAGCCUUCUUCUCCUUCUUGUCCUCCAUGUCUUGCUGUGAUUGGUGACACUUUUCUAUUGGUUCAAGGUAGAGACACGCUGUCCAACAUAAAUUAUAGAUAUUGGCACAUUAUGGUAAACAUAGCACACGUGGCUUUGAGUAUAAAAUGGUAACACCAACACCGCCCCAGAGGGCACACAGAGUGCCAUGGCCGACCUGCUAGACAGAGCUCUGCAGGUCAGAGAAAGAAUGUUAUAGAUAAGAGAAAAUAAACAACCUUGAGAAGCUGA